AUGGCUUUCGCCGUCUCGCUGCCGACCCGGCGCGCGCGUCACGUGCUGCGAUCUGCAUGCCGAGCGCGGCCACUGCGGCGCGUGGCGCUGCGCGGCUGCGCGACGCAGCAAAACAUCGCCCCCGCGCACGCGGUGCUGCGCCGCGCGGCCCACUCGCAGGGCCUGGACGUGGCGCGGCUCAACACCCUCGUGCGGCUCACGGAUCUGCUGCUGAGCGAGAGCAAGCGGUACAACCUCACGGCGAUCCGCACGCGCGAUGCCGUGCUGCUCAAGCACGUCGUGGACGCGCUGAGCCUGCUACCGGCGCUGGACGCGGAGGCCGCGGCCGCUGCCACCGGGCUGCUCGUCGUCGAUGUCGGCACGGGCGCGGGGUUCCCGGGGCUCGUCCUGGCCAUCGCGAGGCCGCAGUGGGACGUCACGCUGCUCGAGGCCGCGCGCAAGAAGACGCGCUUCCACGACCUCGUGGAGCGCGAGCUGGCCCUGCCCAACGUUUCGUCCGUGUGGGGGAGGGCAGAGGAGGUCGGGCAGAGUAAGAUGCAUCGGGGGCGGUAUGACGCGGUCGUGGCACGGUCGUUGGCGGAAAUGCGCGUUUGCUGCGAACUGUGCGUGCCGCUGGCAAAGGUGGGGGGCGCGUUAUUCGCGCAGAAGAGCGUGGGCGCGGGCGCUGAGGAGAUCGCCGCCGCGAAGGAGGCCAUCAGAAGGCUGGGCGGGAAGCUGGAAAGUGGGCAGGGGGAAGAGACGGAAGAUGUUGACGGAAGGAAGAAGUGUAUUGUGGCCGUAAGAAAGGUGAAGGCUACGCCACGGGCGUUUCCGAGGUUGCCGGGGGUGCCGAAGAAGACGCCUUUGUGAGACAUGUGAACGACUCUUCGGGCGUCUCGGCCGGCAUCUAACCAUCUUCGAGUAUCUUUUUACUAUGUUCGUCAAAGACGAAACUACAAAGAUCUCAUCGCUGCACUGGCUACGCGGACGAAACCAUGGGAUCACUUGACUGCACAAAGGGUAAUCAUGAUUCCAAAACCAAAUCAAAAUCCUACGCGGUGGCCCUAACAUCUGCACGGCAGACACGAAUCAGAGAGAGCCCUCCACGGCCGUACAGGAUACCUCCCAGCAGCUGUUGAGCUAGUCUUACUCUCAGGAGGUAACAUGUUAGAGGAAAGUUACGUACA
Chondrus crispus (carragheen) is the source of this 1166-nucleotide messenger RNA. RefSeq lists its product as hypothetical. Lineage: Eukaryota; Rhodophyta; Florideophyceae; Gigartinales; Gigartinaceae. Gene Ontology annotation, molecular function: rRNA (guanine-N7-)-methyltransferase activity. Gene Ontology annotation, cellular component: cytosol; cytoplasm. The transcript has 3 exons. Gene Ontology annotation, biological process: rRNA processing. Bases 1 to 849 code for a protein of 282 amino acids. The record is from RefSeq and is a predicted model, not a curated record.